GGUGAAGGAGGCCCUCAGACUGGCACCAUGACAGAGUGCUUUGACUGCGACAACUGCAAGGAGUCCUUGUAUGGGCGCAAGUACAUCCAGAUGGACAACGGCCCGUACUGCAUCCCCUGCUACGACGCCCACUUUGCCAACACCUGUGAUGAGUGCAAGGAGCUAAUCGGCCACGACUGCAGAGAGCUGUACUACGAGGACCGCCAUUACCACGAGCACUGCUUUCGUUGCUUCCGCUGUGACCGUUCUCUGGCCGACGAGCCGUUCACCUGCCAAGGCGAGGAGCUGCUGUGCAAUGACUGCUACUGCAGCGAGUUCUCCUCCAAAUGCAUUGCCUGCGAGAAGACAGUCAUGCCAGGAUCCCGUAAGCUGGAGUACAACGGACAAACCUGGCACGAGCAUUGCUUCAUAUGCAGCAGCUGCCAGCAGCCCAUCGGGUCACGAUCCUUCAUCCCAGACAAUAAGGAUUAUUACUGUGUCCCCUGUUAUGAGAGCAAGUUCGCUCCUCGCUGCACUCGUUGCAAAAAGACCCUGACCAAGGGAGGAGUGACUUACCGGGAUGAGCCAUGGCACAAGGAGUGUUUCGUCUGCACAGGCUGCAAGACCCCCCUCGCUGGCCAGCAGUUCACCUCCCAGGAUGACAACCCGUACUGCAUCAAGUGCUUUGGGAACCUCUAUGCCAAGAAGUGCAGCGCCUGCACAAAGCCCAUCACAGGCUUUGGCGGUGGUAAAUAUGUCUCCUUUGAGGACCGUCACUGGCACCACAAUUGCUUUAACUGCGCCCGCUGCAACACCUCGCUGGUCGGGAAAGGCUUCAUCCCUGACAACGACGAGAUCCUGUGCCGCGACUGCAGCAGCGACCUAUGAGCCUCAGAGGAUGCCAUGGGGCAGGGGCUUUCUCUAUUCUUCAGGGUCUUUGUGCCAGAUACCCCAACAACAUUUCAGGGGCAGGGCACAAGGCACAGGAGAUGGGGGCUGACCCUGAACUGCAGUGUGUUCAGGGAGCUCCUGUGCCCCUCCCUGAAGGCUAGAGUGCGCUAUGCUAUGGCUCUGUGCAGAGUCAAAGCUAAAUAAAGUUGAAAAAGGAGCUUCAAGA
This is a messenger RNA of Leptosomus discolor (cuckoo roller), 1096 nucleotides long. The record is from RefSeq and is a predicted model, not a curated record. Lineage: Eukaryota; Metazoa; Chordata; Aves; Leptosomiformes; Leptosomidae.